Molecule: messenger RNA, 786 nt
Organism: Camelina sativa (false flax)
Lineage: Eukaryota; Viridiplantae; Streptophyta; Magnoliopsida; Brassicales; Brassicaceae
Source: RefSeq, a predicted model, not a curated record
AUGGCUCUUUCGGGAGAGUUAUCAAGAGACCUCUGGAUAUGGCGUAAAAUCGACUUGCUGCUCCCAAGAUACUUCCACACCCGGUUCUACGAUCUCCAGGCCAUCGAUCUCAGCCGUGGCGGCUUGCUGGAGAUCAACUUUGUGAACAUAGGGAGCGAUUCUCUCCUCACUUACACCGCCAACAGAUCAAGUAAUCUGAGACGCCUUAGAGUUGUUGACUUCCUUGGAAUAACGACAAGAGGGAUUUUGGAAGCAGUCGUAAAACUCCCAUUGCUUGAAGAAGUUGAGUUUUCAUUUCGGCUUAUCGAAGAAGACCUUUUGAAAGAUGUAGGUCAGUCUUGUCCCAAUCUGAGAACGUUGAAGGCAUACGACAAUAGUUACGUAAAUAGUGGUGAUGACGUUGCUCUAGCGAUCGCUAAAACAAUACCCGUUCUUUGCCACCUCCAGCUUUUUGGGANUCGGCUUAUCGAAGAAGACCUUUUGAAAGAUGUAGGUCAGUCUUGUCCCAAUCUGAGAACGUUGAAGGCAUACGACAAUAGUUACGUAAAUAGUGGUGAUGACGUUGCUCUGGCGAUCGCUAAAACAAUACCCGUUCUUUGCCACCUCCAGCUUUUUGGGAACGGAUUAUCCAAAACCGGCAUAAAAGCCAUAUUUGACAAUUUUCCGAACUUGUUACAUCUUGAGUUAUGUGGUGGACACCUGUACUUCAAUGUUAAACUUGUUAAGAAUUUAGAGAAGCGGUAUUCCGAGAAGAUCAAAGUUGUGAGAUACUUAUAUCAGGGGUGA